AUAAACCUUCUACUAGCUAGAUUUAUUACAACAUCACCAAACAAGUUUUAAAAAGAAAGAACAAUUAUAUAUAAUUAAAAAAAAUACACUACUUUAGUACUUGGGUUAAAGAAUAUGGGGAAUAUUAAGUUUUGGUUAUGGGUGAUUUAUAUGGUGGUUUUGGCCAAUCAGUGGCAGAGGACUAUUGGCUCCGCCACCGCGCGCCCCAACAGGUGUUGGGAUGAAGAGAGAAGUGCUUUGUUAGAGCUACAAGCAAACAUGAUGAGUUCAGAUGGUGGACAUUUAGACCUUUGGGCAACCUAUAAUGAGAUUGGUUAUUCAGAUUGUUGUUCUUGGCGUUGGGUAAAAUGCAACUUGACAACAGGUCUAGUGAUCGAACUUGAUCUCAGAGCAGCAAGACUAGGAUCAGGAGUUGCUUGGAGUUUUAAUGCAACUCUAUUUCUUCCAUUCAAAUCACUACAAGUUCUUGUAUUGUCUGAAAAUUUUAUUGCAGGAUGGAACAAAAAUGAAGGUUAAAUCUCUUAUUUCAUGAUUUUAGUUUAAGCAAUCUAUCUUAUAUUCAAAAUUCAUUGGUUCGAUUAAUUCAGAUUUGACCGUAGUUCUAGCUGAAUAGUUGAGUCACCUUCAAAAAUAGAAUGGAUUAAAGAACGAGAAAGUUUAGUGAAAUAAAAUAUCAUACGUAAGUAAACAGUAUCUAGUCUAGAAUCUAGAGAAGC
Capsicum annuum is the source of this 716-nucleotide messenger RNA. RefSeq names its product receptor-like protein 9b. The record is from RefSeq and is a predicted model, not a curated record. NCBI's taxonomy places the organism in Eukaryota, Viridiplantae, Streptophyta, Magnoliopsida, Solanales, Solanaceae. The coding region runs from base 115 to 516 and encodes 133 amino acids. The transcript has 3 exons.